Messenger RNA from Botrytis deweyae, 2004 nucleotides. RefSeq lists its product as uncharacterized. The transcript is spliced from 3 exons. Gene Ontology annotation, molecular function: RNA 7-methylguanosine cap binding; translation initiation factor activity. Bases 422 to 1441 code for a protein of 339 amino acids. The record is from RefSeq and is a predicted model, not a curated record. Gene Ontology annotation, cellular component: eukaryotic translation initiation factor 4F complex; cytoplasm. Gene Ontology annotation, biological process: translational initiation. NCBI's taxonomy places the organism in Eukaryota, Fungi, Ascomycota, Leotiomycetes, Helotiales, Sclerotiniaceae.
CAUAGGGACUUUCUGGCUGUUCCUACAUUUUCAUCAUUUUAAUCAUUACCCACCCAAAACUGCAAACUUAUCGAAACCCUCAAUUUGUAAAUCUGGAAACCUUCAAUAACCCGUCACAUCACAUCACAUACAAUACAAAUACGAUAUUACCUCCCAAAAUAAGAAUCACCCUCACCACAUAACUGAAUACCAUCUGCGAAUACCAACAACCCUUCACACCCAAAUCCAGCCCUCUGCGAUAUCCUUAACUUGCUACUUUGUUCAACAAAAAUCACCCGAUACCUCACUUGCUUGUACCUCUCUAUCUACAAGCAUAUCUCGAAAGUUAUUCAACGUCACAAACGGAAGCUCAUAAUAUUGCCAUCAUCGGAAGUUUGACACAAAGCGCAUAGUUAUCAGAUUUUAAAUUCAUCCUUUCGUAAUGGAUAACCUGUGGAGUCGCCGUUCGAAUUCCAGCAAACUUUCGCUAUCCACAGGCAAUCCAACUACGAAUGGAUCAACUCUUGGUGGUGGCGACCACGCAGCAAGGGGAUUCGUCUUGGGAAGAAGACAUGGAGACACUUCUUCGCACAGCACAAAAAAUCCUUUCAAUUCCAUGUCCCCUUCGGCCUCAUCCUUAUCCUCUCCAACAACGGGCGCAUCGAGCGCUUUUGGAUUAGGAUCAGGCGCUUUCGCAUCAUUUGGAAACUCAAAGGGCCCGAAAACUCCUGGAGGUGGAGGUGCGCUGGAUUUUGGAAGUGUAGUGGGAGGAUCUACCAAAACACCAACUGCGGAGAAAAAUUAUAGAGAUUUGGGAACAAAGACAUCUAAAACUUCCCUUACAGAUUCUAAGACGGCUGCAGCGCCAGCUUCACACCAAUUUCGACAUGGCUGGGUAUUUUGGUACAGACCUCCAAUCUCCAAGUCAAACGGAUUUGUUGAAUACGAAAAGACAUUACACCCAAUGGCAGCAUUCAAUUCGGCGGAGGAAUUGUUUGACGUUUUCGAUCAUAUGAGGCACCCCUCGAAUCUGCCACUAGUCUCCGAUUACCACAUGUUUAAGAAGGGAAUUCGUCCAGUUUGGGAGGAUGAUGAAAAUAAAAAGGGAGGCAAAUGGAUUGUGAGACUCAAGAAGGGUGUGGCUGAUCGUUAUUGGGAAGAUUUAGUCUUUGCAAUGGCUGGAGAUGAGUUCGACCCCAGCGAAGAAGUUUGCGGGGUUGUACUUAGCGUGCGCAAUGGAGAAGAUAUCUUGAGUAUCUGGACCCGUUCAGGUGGCGGGAGGGUACUCAAAAUUAGGGAGACAUUAAAGCGCGUUCUUUCAUUCCCACCUGAAACUAAGGUAGAAUGGAAGUCUCAUGAUUCUAGUAUACAACAACGAACUGCUAUCGACGAAGCUCGAAAGGAGAAGGCGGCCAAUCAUCACAAUAAUCGUAAUGGCACCGAACACUCGGAGAAGAAAUAAGCAAUCAUUAUUUCAACAUUUUAUUGAGCUCCCUAGGCCACGAGUUUUCUUUUUCCUUACAGGAACUGUACAAGUAUUUGGGUUGCAUGAAUUGGUAAAAGCGAAAUGAAUGAACGAUUUGUUUGGCUUAGGUGGCGAUUUUUAACUUAAAUGUCAUUUUGGUUCUGAUUCUUCUUCAUACCUUUUGAUUUUAAGGGAGCCUGUAUCAUAGUUUCGAAGAGUUUCUUGUUCAGUGACUCUUCUUGGCCUUGCCUUUCUUUCUACUUCUGCUAGUUUAGGAUUGCGGUAGCUACAUUCAAUGUGCUACCUACUACGCAGUAGAUCUCAUGGCGAGCAAAAUACAUUUCUAUGAAAGAACAUCAAGGGACUUGGAGAAGAAGUUUAUGUGGAUAUCAGUAGCUGUGACGUAGUUCAUAUUGCUUACUUUUGCGUAAUACUCUGAUAAUGGGGUUGGAUUUAUGAAUUAUGCUUAUUUACCUAUGCUGACUCCUGGGUAUGCAUAGUUGAAGGGGAGGUAUUAUUGGAGAGAUAUUUUAAGAGUGAAUUAUAAUUAUUAUUAUUUA